Tarenaya hassleriana is the source of this 4360-nucleotide messenger RNA. Its product is annotated as translocase of chloroplast 120, chloroplastic-like. Gene Ontology annotation, molecular function: GTPase activity; GTP binding. Lineage: Eukaryota; Viridiplantae; Streptophyta; Magnoliopsida; Brassicales; Cleomaceae. Gene Ontology annotation, cellular component: chloroplast outer membrane. The coding region runs from base 337 to 3960 and encodes 1207 amino acids. The transcript is spliced from 2 exons. The record is from RefSeq and is a predicted model, not a curated record. Gene Ontology annotation, biological process: protein targeting to chloroplast.
CCUUUGUUCUCCUUCUCUCUGUUCCCUUUAGUUUUUAGGGUUCUUUUCUCUGUUGUGCUUGCACUCUUUUUGCGAAACCUUUGGCUUAAUAUACCCGGGAUCCGGAGAUCGUUAUCACGUCCAUUGAAUUUUAUGUCUGGAUUCGGAAAUGGGCGAGGAUCCAGGGUUUUGUCCGGAUAAUUCUAAGCUAGGGUUUUUCGCUUUCCGCUUGAUUUUUCUGUUGCUGGAGCUUUUAUCGAGAUUAAGCGUAUGUGAUUGUUUCUCUUGGUUUCGAUUCGGUUCUGAUUUUUGGGGGCUUUUUUCUGAUUAGGGUUUCGAAGCUGUGGUGAUCUAGAAAUGGGAGAUGAGGCUGACGUUGUGGAUGAGUCACACCCAGAAAAGAAUACGGUUAAGGAGGAUAGGGUUAGCGGUGAGAAGGUAGAGAAGAGUGAGUUGGUGGGAUCUGAUGAAGCGAGAGAUGCAGAAGACGAGGUUUUUGAAGAAGCAGUCGAUUCACAGGAGGAUUUCCCCGAAGAUGGUCGAAAACCUGAAUCGUCUGAAGCCAGUGCGGUUCACGAGGAUUCGGCUUUAGAGGUAGCUGCAGAUAAUUCAAAGGGAGAGUAUGAUGUGGAUGAUUUUGAAGAGGCGACAGGCACUCCUAAUGAUACAAGUAACAACGAGGCGGAAACAUCGGCUUUGAAGGUUGAGAAUUUGGUGGAUGCCAAGUGUCAUCUCGAGGCAAACGUGCCGAAUACAAAUGGCGAAGGAGAGGCUGAAGCCGAUUUUGCUACUCCUGAAAUAAAUGGUGAUAGAGGGGAAUUCAUUGGUGGUGCUAAUCAAGCUGCGGAAAUUGCAAAUGCUCAUGUUGAAGUAAACUCGGAUGUUGUUAAGAAUCCUGAGAAGUUCGAUGCCACAGAUUCCAAUUCACUGCUUGACAAUGGGAGUAUGGAGAACGGAAAUGUCAACUUGAUCGAUGAAAAUGGUGUUGGCUCUCAUGAAGAGAAAGAACCAGGCACUGAAGUUGUGUUAAAAGAUGCUGAACCCAAUGACUCAGGGGAUAGCAGUAUUGAAGACGGAAAUGAGCUGAGUGCUUCUAUCUCAGCUGGCACACGACUUGAUCAGCAGGUUGAUGGAGGUGAAGGAAUGGAUAAUAGUUUCUCUGAGAAGGGCUCAGUAUAUGAAAGCAACGACCCAGGUGCAAAAAGAAAUGGUGAUCUCAGUUCUGGAAAUGAGCUUGCUGGGGAUGAAACAGCUGGAGAAGCUUUCAGUAGUCAUAUCUCUACUGAGGGGGAUUACACAAAGAGUGACGUUAGAAACACUUCUGGUGACAUGACGUCUUCCAUGGAGAAGAUUAUUGUUGAGGAGAAGGGAGAAGCUAAAGGUCAUAGUAAUGGUUUGGAACCAGUGGAUCACUUGGUUUCUCCUUCUCUGAGCUCAAAUUCAGAAUCCGCUGAAGUUCAGAGCAAUAAUGAUGUUGCCGAGGGAAAGGAUAGAGAGAGUGAGGCUGCACAAAGUAUAAAUAGAGAACAAAAUGUUCAACAGAAUGCUCGAGUGAACAAAGAACAUGAGCAGCAGCAAAGCAGCGACGCUAAUGUAGAACAUCAGAUUAAGGUAAGCUCACAGGUGGGUAGAGAUUGCGAGGAACCACGUGCUGUGAGUUCUGCUUUCCCAACAGAGAGUAGAAGUAAUCUUGCAACAUCGCCUCCUGUUCCUCCAGCUGGUCUAGGGAGAGCUGCUCCACUUUUAGAACCUGCACCACGUGUUUCUCAACAGCCUCGUGUCAAUGGAAGUGUUUCCCAUACACAAGCUCAGCAAGUUGAGGACUCUACUGCUACCGAGGCUGAUGAGCAUGAUGAGACACGUGAAAAGCUCCAGAUGAUCAGGGUGAAAUUCUUGAGGCUUGCACAUAGGCUAGGGCAGACUCCACAUAAUGUCGUUGUUGCUCAGGUUUUGUACAGGCUUGGACUAGCUGAACAGUUACGGGGCAGAAGUGGCAGCCGUGUUGGUGCCUUUAGUUUUGACCGUGCCAGUGCCAUGGCAGAGCAACUCGAGGCAGCUGGACAGGAGCCACUUGAUUUUUCUUGUACGAUUAUGGUGCUCGGGAAAAGUGGAGUUGGUAAAAGUGCAACCAUCAAUUCCAUAUUUGAUGAGAUGAAAUUUGGCACCGAUGCUUUUCAGAUGGGAACGAAGAAGGUUCAGGAUGUUGAGGGUUUUGUCCAGGGAAUUAAGGUUCGGGUGAUUGAUACUCCGGGCCUCUUACCAUCCUGGUCUGACCAACGCCAGAAUGAGAAGAUCCUGAAUUCUGUUAAGAGUUUCAUCAAGAAGACACCACCCGACAUUGUAUUGUAUCUUGAUAGAUUGGAUAUGCAGAGCAGAGAUUCUGGUGACAUGCCUCUCUUGCGUACCAUCACUGAUAUUUUUGGACCGUCUAUAUGGUUUAAUGCGAUUGUUGUUUUGACUCAUGCUGCUUCUGCCCCGCCAGAUGGUCCAAAUGGCACAGCUUCUAGUUAUGACAUGUUUGUAACACAGCGUUCUCAUGUCAUCCAGCAAGCCAUUCGUCAAGCAGCUGGGGAUUUACGUCUCAUGAACCCUGUUUCAUUAGUUGAGAACCACUCUGCUUGCAGGACAAAUCGGGCUGGCCAGAGAGUAUUGCCAAAUGGCCAAGUGUGGAAGCCUCAUUUGCUGUUACUCUCUUUCGCAUCUAAAAUUCUCGCUGAAGCAAAUGCUCUUCUGAAAUUACAAGAUAAUAUGCCCGGGAGGCCAUUUGCUACUCGAUCCAAGGCACCCCCUUUACCAUUCCUCCUUUCAUCCCUUUUGCAAUCGAGACCACAAGUUAAGCUUCCCGAUGAUCAGUAUGGCGAUGAAGAAGCUGAGGAAGAUGAUUUGGUUGAGUCGUCUGAUUCUGAGGAAGAGUCAGAAUAUGAUCAGCUUCCUCCCUUUAAGCGCUUGACCAAAGCUCAGAUGUCUAAGCUUAGCAGAGCCCAGAGGAAGCAGUAUCUUGAUGAGCUGGAGUAUCGGGAGAAACUGUUCAUGAAGAAACAGAUGAAAGAAGAAAGGAAGAGACGUAGGAUGAUGAAGAAACUUGCUGCUGAGAUCAAGGAUUUGCCUAACGAGUACAAUGAAAAUGUAGAAGAGGAGAGCAACGGACCUGCAUCUGUUCCAGUUCCCAUGCCAGAUUUGGCGCUGCCUGCAUCUUUUGAUUCUGAUAACCCAACUCAUCGUUAUCGCUACCUUGAUUCCUCCAAUCAAUGGCUUGUGAGGCCUGUCUUAGAGACACAUGGUUGGGAUCAUGAUGUUGGCUAUGAAGGUGUGAAUGUGGAACGGCUUUUCGUUGUCAAAGAUAAAAUACCGGUAUCUUUCUCAGGCCAGGUGACAAAGGACAAGAAGGACGCGAAUGUCCAACUUGAAAUGGCGAGCUCCGUUAAACACGGGGAAGGUAAAUCGACUUCGCUAGGUUUUGACAUGCAAAAUGUUGGAAAGGAGUUGGCUUACACUCUCCGAAGUGAAAUGAGAUUUAACAACUUUAGGAGGAACAAGGCUGCAGCUGGUCUAUCUGUAACACUCUUGGGGGAUUCACUGUCUGCUGGUGUGAAGAUUGAGGAUAAGUUGAUUGCGAAUAAAAGGUUCAGAUUGGUUCUGUCUGGUGGGGCAAUGACUGGACGGGGAGAUGUUGCUUAUGGUGGCAGUUUAGAAGCUCAGUUGAGAGAUAAAGAUUACCCGCUGGGUCGGUUUUUGACAACUCUUGGACUAUCCGUGAUGGACUGGCAUGGCGAUCUAGCCAUCGGGGGAAAUAUACAGACCCAGUUGCCAAUUGGGCGGUCUACGAAUUUAGUGGCUCGUGGAAAUCUGAACAACAGAGGAGCCGGGCAAGUGAGUAUCCGUUUGAACAGCUCCGAGCAGCUCCAACUUGCUCUGGUUGCAAUGGUUCCUCUGUUCAAGAAGCUAGUUAGUUAUUAUCAGCAAAUGCAGUACGAACAAUAAUAUCAGGUGGGGUUGCAUCUCAAGGAGUAAUAUAGGUUGGUUAUGGAUAAGUCACAGGAACAGAGUCUAGAGCUGAGCUAAGGAAAAACAAAAGGACAAGGAGGGGCAGCUGCAUCUUCUGUCCUCUGUGUUCAGGUUUUGUUCAGAUGAAAGGCAAAGAGCAAUGGUGGUGGUCUUCACCCUUUUCUGGUUGCACUAGUGUCCCGAUUUAAGACAUAUAAGUAUUUUGACUGAUUAGAUUCUGCGGUGGUACUGUUUUCUUCACCCUUUUGGUAUCUUUUUUUUAAGAAUAAAAGCAUAUAUAUAUAUAUAUAUUGUUCUUUGUUCGUUUGGGUCAAGACAUAAUAACACCUCUUGUCCAAAGAGUAUUAUUGUCUGUUUCAUCUUUAUCUCAUAAUAA